AUGAUCAUGAAGAGUAGCUUUAUGCCUCUUGUGGCCUUGUCAUCUGCCAUUAGUGCAUGGGCCCAUGGCGAAGAAGAAGCCAAAGAGAUGGGCCCCGUGGCUUUCAUGUGGCCGCCAGACCGUGUCUGGGGCGCCGCCUACGAUAACACGGCUCCAUGUGGUUCAUCUUCUGGUGCCACGAACAGAACCGAUUUCCCUAUGGCUGAUGAGCGUGUGUGCUCUAAGUCAACGGCCAACUCGCACUCGUCAUCCAAGAUGAAUCGUGGAACGUUCAGGUCGCGAUCUCUCACAAAAGCAGUAUGUCAAACGUCCCACAUCUCGGGUAUAUAG
Messenger RNA from Aspergillus oryzae RIB40, 330 nucleotides. Its product is annotated as copper acquisition factor BIM1-like domain-containing protein. The record is from RefSeq and is a predicted model, not a curated record. NCBI's taxonomy places the organism in Eukaryota, Fungi, Ascomycota, Eurotiomycetes, Eurotiales, Aspergillaceae. The transcript has 2 exons. Bases 1 to 330 code for a protein of 109 amino acids.